CCGGGCAUUAAAAUGCCAGAAAUGGACGCGACUUAUUCGUAGCUGCAACCCCGUACUUCCCAUUUCUUCAUAACUUCAAUUUCUUCGCCUCGCUCCAAGUUUUCAUCUGGGAAAUAUGCAGUACUCCUUUCUGCCUUUCUUUUUGAUCACUUCCUUUUUUUCAAUAAUCAACCUUCCAUUCAGUCUCCGUGCCGAUGAUACAGUAGAAUAUGCCAACUGCAGCCAACCUAUUACCUGUGGGAGCGUCAAAAGCAACAUCUCUUACCCCUUUUGGGGGGCGAACCGAGCCGAAUACUGUGGCAAAUCUGGGUACGAGGUCACAUGCCAAGCCGAUGCCCCAAUGAUCACCAUGAGGAAUAUCACUUUCAGAAUUCUUGACAUGAGUAGUACUAGUACAACAACUCCUACUGUAAAAGUUGCUAGGCAGGAUUACUGGGGAACUAUCUGUCCCUCGACAUAUGUUCCCACAAACUUCAUCUUCUCUCUCUUCACUUACUCUUCUGGGCUUCUGAACGUGUCUUUUUGGUACGGAUGCAAUACAAACGUAACAGCAGUCGCUGGUAAUUCGCAUUUCUGCAACAGUAGCGUCACUGCUACCUAUCUCACACAGACGAGAGCUAGUAAUGCCUCAGUUGAUCCAGUUACUACGGGCGGCUGUCAAUAUAAGGUUAUGGUUCCGGUAUUUGAAUCCGCUUCUGAGGCUCUGGACAACAAUGCUACAGAUAUUCAGACUGCCAUAGAUGGUGGUUUUGAAUUGGAUGUGCUAAAUGCUGAUACUGGCCUUUGCAACAAUUGCUCGGCAUCAGGGGGAGUUUGCGGGCAAAACAAUACUCGUGCUAACGAAUUCAUGUGCUUUUGCUCUGCUUCAUCUUCGACAACCGUAUGUACUGAAAACUCUUCACCAAAUCCAAGUUCGGCUCCAAGUUCAGGGCGAGCCAACAAUAUAGCUAUGGGCACUGUGUUCGGAGGUUUUGCGACCAUCCUAAUGUGUACAUGUAUUACAUGCAUAUAUAGGAAAAGAAUUUUCUUCUUGAUCAAUAAAAUUUAUUCAGCAGUGCUCUUCAAGAAAGAAGAAAGGAAUGAGUUGGAUAUUGAGGAAUUUAUAAGGACUUAUGGAUUGAUCGCCCCAAGGCGAUAUAGUUAUUCAGACGUGCUGAAAAUGACAAACUCAUUUGAAGAUCAAAUUGGUAAAGGAGGAUAUGGCACUGUGUACAAAGGGAAGCUGCCGGAUGGCCUUCUUGUGGCGGUCAAAAUCCUAAAUGAAUCAAAUGGUGAUGGAGAAGAAUUUAUUAAUGAAGUUGCUAGCAUUGGUCGAACUUCCCAUGUCAAUGUAGUCACACUUUCGGGAUUCUGUUACCAGAGGAACAAAAGAGCUCUAAUCUAUGAAUACAUGCCUAAUGGAUCCUUGGAUAAGUUUAUACAUAACCAAGGAUCUUUUAAGGCAAACUGCCACUUAGAAUGGAAGACAUUAUCUGAAAUUGCAGUCGGGGUUGCGCGAGGACUCGAAUACUUGCACCGUGGUUGUAAUACUAGAAUUUUGCACUUCGACAUAAAGCCACAAAAUAUUCUGUUGGAUAAAGACUUUUGCCCGAAAAUAUCUGAUUUUGGCCUUGCCAAGCUUUGCAAGACCAAGGAAAGUAUUGUGUCAAUGUUGGGAACAAGAGGAACUGCAGGAUACAUUGCACCAGAAGUAUUUAGUCGCAACUUUGGUGGAGUGUCACAUAAAUCUGAUGUUUACAGCUACGGCAUGUUGGUUCUCGAAAUGGUUGGGGCAAGAAGGAAUUUACAUUCUGAAGUGUCUCAUACAAGUGAAAUGUUUCCACAUUAUGUUUAUAAAGACCUAGAGCUAAGCAAUGACGAAAGCAUUUUCAGAGCAAUACCGGAUGAGGAGAAUGAACUAGUAAGGAAGAUGAUAUUAAUCAGUCUUGGGUGCAUUCAAACUAUGCCAUCUGAUCGACCAUCAAUGAGCAAAGUUGUAGAGAUGCUGGAAGGACCCCUUCAUUCUUUAACAGUUCCACCUAAACCUUUCUUGAUUCGUCCUACAGGAUCAGUCACCAAUGAGCAAAGUAGCAGAGAUGCAGAAGAAUCUAUGAUCACAUCUCAAGAAUCUGAAACAUGCUAAGACCCGGUUUUAGAUAGCGUAACUUGAACAAUAAGAGUUGUAGCUUUAUUAAGCCUCUUACCAACUUUUAUAAGCUGCUAUUAAAAUUUAACUUUCUUGAUGCAUAAGAGAUGCUGUUUUUUUUUUUUUUCUCUGUUUUUAUUUUGCUAAGAAGCGAUAGAG
Messenger RNA from Rosa rugosa (rugosa rose), 2284 nucleotides. RefSeq names its product LEAF RUST 10 DISEASE-RESISTANCE LOCUS RECEPTOR-LIKE PROTEIN KINASE-like 2.4. The transcript has 3 exons. Bases 116 to 2122 code for a protein of 668 amino acids. The record is from RefSeq and is a predicted model, not a curated record. NCBI's taxonomy places the organism in Eukaryota, Viridiplantae, Streptophyta, Magnoliopsida, Rosales, Rosaceae. Gene Ontology annotation, molecular function: polysaccharide binding; protein kinase activity; ATP binding. Gene Ontology annotation, biological process: protein phosphorylation.